AUGACUUCUUCCCCUGCCUGCGCAAGCUGCUCAAAGACGGCCCCCGAGGUCAAGCUGAAGCACUGCGUCCGGUGCCCUGAGAUCAAGUAUUGCGGUCGAGUCUGCCAGACCGCUCACUGGCCUAUUCACCGUGCCACCUGCAACAGCCAAACCGGUGCAAGGUCUGCCUCCCGUCCCUCCGCAUCCACCCCUCAACAAUCCUCCUCUUCCUCGGCCAAGCUGUCCCCUCCCAAGGGCCUACAGCAGGGCAUCGCCCAGCCGUUCACGCGCCUCGAUAAGGGGACCUGGCUGCACGACCGCCCGCGCCAGGACGUCUUCGCCCUGCUCCUCGACGCCUACCGCCUGCGCAUUGAGGACAUGUACAACCACGAGGGCGAGGCCGAGGCCGACAGCCUCUACGGCGGCGCGCCGAACGGCCUCGUCGGCUUCCGCCGCUUCCUGGGCCGCGUCACUGCCGCCCGCCCGGCCCUUCUGCCGCCGUGGUGGGACGAGACCGCGAAGAAGGAGUGCGAGGACCUGGGCAUGCAGGCCGGCGGGUGGCACUCGCUGGCGGCAGCAGUGGAGAAGUGCGACAUCGUGGAGCACUACGGCGACGGACAGUUCCCGAUGCAGCUACGCAUGUUUGCCGAGGCCGUCUAUGGCUCGGCGCCGGGGGGCGCGAGCGGCGCGGCGAUGAAGGGGAUGAUGAUGGCUAUGGAGCAGGGCGGCGGCGAUGGCUUCACUGCGGCGAACCUUGACAUCUCUAAGAUGUUUGCUAGGCGGUAA
Messenger RNA from Cordyceps fumosorosea ARSEF 2679, 765 nucleotides. Its product is annotated as Zinc finger, MYND-type. Lineage: Eukaryota; Fungi; Ascomycota; Sordariomycetes; Hypocreales; Cordycipitaceae. Bases 1 to 765 code for a protein of 254 amino acids. The record is from RefSeq and is a predicted model, not a curated record. The transcript has a single exon.